This is a messenger RNA of Suillus discolor, 738 nucleotides long. RefSeq lists its product as uncharacterized. Lineage: Eukaryota; Fungi; Basidiomycota; Agaricomycetes; Boletales; Suillaceae. Bases 1 to 738 code for a protein of 245 amino acids. The transcript is spliced from 4 exons. The record is from RefSeq and is a predicted model, not a curated record.
AUGUCCGAUCCACCAAAGAUGAUAUUCGACUUCCAGGCAGGUGCAUCCCAUGAGGCGAACUCAGCAAUCUUCUCCCAUGCUGCGAACAUACUUGCUGAGGAUCGCGAGAAGGCUGUAGAGGAAUAUAUCACACAGGACCACAUCAAUCCAUCCGAACUCUUGCAGCCAGAGUAUAUGUCAGAUCAAAUGUCAGAGCUUGAUACUGAUGACGAGGAUGAGAAGAAAGAAAGGAAGGAAGAUAUACAAAAGGCAGCUAACCUUUGGAGCGGGGCGCUCUGGCAGGACAGGACGGGAGUGGCAGGGGUCCUGGCGCAGUGGCAGGAGUCCUGGCUCGUAGUCGGUAGUCUUGGUGAUUCGAGAAAUAAGUCAAGGUCACGUGCCGUCAUGUCCCCUGCUGGCGAGACAGGCACAUUGUCUACUCCGCAACGCGCCAAUGCAUCAAAUCAAGGUGGUAGUAAACUAGAGUCCAACCCAAACAGCCGUGGGGCUUUGGUCGUCAGCGAGAACAUCAGCUUGGUCGGAGUCCAGGUUAAGGAGGUCCGGCUAUGGAUUCAGCGGGACAUCGAGCAGGCAAAGCAGUGCAAGGCAGAUGCCAUGCUGCAAGCCUUCCUACAGCGCGCGUCUUGCGCGCCGGAGACGAAACAGCCCGAGCUCCUGCAAAAGCGCCUGAAGGGAUUUCUUCCGGUUUGCAAUGGACAAGUCGAGGCAUAUUCUCUUCGGGCAUCGAGACAGCCUUGA